UUGCCAGCACUGCAGAGCGUGGCAGCAUGGCCGGGGCUGGGGCUGACGUGUGGGCCCGCACCUUUGCCCAGCUGAUGGCCGAAACGAAGCCCCAGGACAACUGGGCUCUGCUCCCCCAGGACAGUCUGGCUGCAGGGUGCCUGGACAGUGGUGGUCUCCAGUACCAGCUGAAGGGUCUCUCCAGGCUCCAGUGCAGCCGCUGCCUGUGGGCCUGGUCCUCCGCCCACGUGCACGUCCUCUUCCACCUGUGGUGGGACAGGGACAGCCGCCGGGGGCUGGUGAAGAUGCGCGUCUGGGGCCAGCGGUGCCGGCUGUGUCCCCCCCCCCCGGAUUGCCAUGUGAGCCCUCUCAACGUCCACAUCUUCCUCAGCAGGCUGGUCCUGCACAUCCUGCAGAAAUGCUACGGGGACAGGCUCAGCCCAGACCAGUGUCCCCAGAUGUGCUUUGGGGACCGCUGUGAGGCCUGCCACCUGAGGGUCUGCUUCCUCCAGAAGGUCCCAGACCCUGCCUGGGGGCCGGUGGCCGGGAGCCCUGUCGCUGCCGAGCGCAGCCAUGCCGGGAACGACGGUCGCGUCCCCAUUGCUGCCCUGGGCGGCAGCAGCUCCAUCUCUAGGGGCACACCACCGUCCGCCCCCAGCAGUGGCCCCCCGGCCAGGUGCGCCAGGGGCCUGGUCACCAUCUCUCUCUGUGUGUUCGAGUUCAUCGAGAGCCCCUCUCUGAGAGCAAGGGCUGCAGCUUUGUCUGUGCCCUUCUCCCUUGUGGACAUGGGCAUGGACCAGGGGCCAGUCGCCCACGGUGGUGCCUCCCCUGGGGGCAGCUCCCUCCCUGCAGCUGGCAGAGGGCCAAGCGUCCUCUGCAAGGGCUCCAUCUGUCUGUCCGGGAGCUCCACAGCUGCCCCUGAGGGCAAAGGCAUCGCGGUGGGCGUCAGAGACCCCAUCUUCCAGGGCAGAGGCCUCCUCCUCGAAGUCCAGAGGACCUUCGAGCUCGGAGACUUCCUCUUCAGAGGCCCCACGUCUCGGCCUCGGGCCCGAUGGGGAGGGCUCCCCCACCUUCCCCCUGUCCUUUGCCAGGGCCAUGGGGGACAAGGACGCCUUCACCUGCUGGGCGGAGGGUGGAGGGCAGGAGGGGGCCCCACGGCCAGGGAGGAGCACUCAGUCACAUUCCCCUUCGCCCUCACCGAGGACGCAGACGCCUUCGCUGGUGUUGCCCAAGGCAACCGGAAGGAGGGUGGCCACCAGGGCCUCGCCACUGCCGGUCACGACCUCAGUCCAGCGACCAAUGCCGGUGGCCUCACUUCUGAGGGUGAGGGCUCCCUGGCCUCCUCCUCCCUUCCUGGUGGCGUCAAAGGCAGAGACUCUUUCACUGACAUCACCGAAGGCAGAGAGAAGGAAGACGGCAGCCAGGGCCCUGCGGGCCACGAGUCCUGCCCGCCGGCCAGCGCCCACAGCCCCGUCUGCGUCAGCGAGGGCUCCAUCACCAUCCCCUUCUCAGUCCUGGACAUGAUUCUCAAGGGCCCCGGCCACACCGCCCACGGCCCCCAAGACAAUGGCUUGGUCAUCUACAGCGAUUGCAGGAAGAGGCGGCUGAGGUCCAGGUCGCUCGGCAAGCCCAGCCGUGGCCGCCGCAGAGAGGCAGACCUCUGCCCUGGCCGCGCCUGCCGAAGGCCACCGGCCGAGCCCUACAAGGACGUGUGGAUCUGGGUUUCCACGACCGUCUGCAUCUUCUGGCUGCUGUGCACGUGCAGACUGAACCCUGGCAUCUCCCCCGGGCAAGUGUGACGCCUCCGGCUGGGGUCUGCCCUCCGCCUCCCCAGCAGGUGCCGAUGCGCAAAGCCACCCUGAGAGCCCCCAGCCUGCCAGC
Messenger RNA from Microcebus murinus (gray mouse lemur), 1860 nucleotides. Lineage: Eukaryota; Metazoa; Chordata; Mammalia; Primates; Cheirogaleidae. The record is from RefSeq and is a predicted model, not a curated record.